Molecule: messenger RNA, 1266 nt
Organism: Penicillium alfredii
Lineage: Eukaryota; Fungi; Ascomycota; Eurotiomycetes; Eurotiales; Aspergillaceae
Exons: 4
Coding region: 1-1266 (421 amino acids)
Molecular function (GO): oxidoreductase activity; FMN binding
Source: RefSeq, a predicted model, not a curated record
AUGAGUGACCCGACCAACCCGCACAUCCAGAACCGAACGACACCGCAAUGGGGUCUAUACCAGCGGGAAAACUUUUGGAAACCGAACGAGGGCCAGACACCGCCCUUUAACACUGAUCCUCGCAAACUGGAAGAAAGAGCCAAAGAACGACUGAGCGAAGGCGGUUGGUACUAUGCAUCCUCCAACGCAGGCAUGUCAACAACCCACCUCGCCAACCGACAAGCAUUCUUCCGGCACCGCAUCAUCCCACGCCAGCUGAUCGACACCAACUCGCGCGACACCUCAACAACAAUCUUCGGCCACCGGGUCGCAGCGCCCAUCGGGUUCGCUCCUAUCGGCAUAAACAAGAUCUACCACGCAUCCGGCGAAGCAGCCGUCGCCAAAGUCGCCGGUGAGCUGCAGCUGCCAUACUGCCUCUCGACAGCGGGGAGCACCGCAAUCGAGAAAGUAGGCGCGGCGAAUGGACCCGGCAGCCCGCGCUUCUUCCAGCUGUACAUGCCGCACGACGACGAGUUGACGACCUCGCUGCUGACGCGGGCGUGGGAGUCUGGGUUCGAUGCGCUGAUCCUCACCACGGAUACGUGGCAGCUGGGCUGGCGGCACGAUGAUGUGGCGCACUCCAACUAUGCGUUCUAUCGCGGCUUUGGCGCCGAUCUGGGACUAUCAGACCCUGUGUUUCGACGACGGUGCACUGAGGUGGGUAUUGACCCCGACAAGGAUCCCGUGGUGGCGUCGGCGAAGUGGAUUGACUCGAUCUGGCAUGGACGCGCCUGGUCAUGGGAGAAGAUCCCCUGGCUGAUGGAGCAGUGGCGGCGCAUUUCUGGGGGACGCCCGUUUGUCAUUAAGGGGAUCCAGUCUGUGGCUGAUGCGCACAAGUGCGUUGAGUAUGGCGUUGACGGUAUUGUUGUCAGUAAUCACGCCGGCCGCCAGGUGGACGGAGCCAUUGCUAGCUUGGAUGCGCUGGAGAAGAUUGUCGAUGCCUUUGGGGACCAGAUCUAUGUCAUGUUCGACUCGGGCGUGCGCGGCGCCAGUGAUAUUGUCAAGGCUUUGGCGCUUGGUGCUAAGUUUGUGUUUGUUGGUCGGUUGUGGGUCUGGGGUCUCAGUAUCAUGGGCGAGGAUGGCGUGCGCCAUGUCAUGAAGUCGCUGCUAGCGGAUUUGGAUAUUUUUAUGGGAGUGGCUGGGUUCAAUGGGGUCAAAGAUUUUGAUCGGAAUAUUCUCGAAUCUGAUCCCAAGUCCUACACACUGCUUCCCGAGAGGGAGCUGUGA